AUGCCAUCCGACCUCAUCACAGGAAGCUGUGCCUGCCACCAUAUCACAUACACGGCCAGCCAACCCCCGUCAAACAUAACCAAUUGUCACUGCACCACCUGCCGCAAACAAUCCGGCGCACCAUAUCAGAGCUGGGCGACCUUUGCUCCAGGCUCCCUCACCUGGGACAAGAGCAAGUUGCCCUCAUUCCGGAGAUCCAGUGCCUUUGCCACCCGAGGGUUCUGUCCAAAGUGCGGAUCGAGCGUUAGUAUGCAGUAUGACUACGAGCCCGAGCUUCUGAGUGUGACUACGGGGACCAUUGACAGUGUGCAUGAAGCGAAGAUCCCGAAGCCGUCUUGUUAUCUCUUUCUUCAGGACAAGGUGGCGUGGUUUGAUCUGCCUGAUGAUGGCGCGGAGCGGUGGGAUCGGUUUUCGCCGGACAUGGCUGAGAGUUUGGAGAAGUUGCAGACGAAGUCGAGCUCAUAA
Aspergillus lentulus is the source of this 465-nucleotide messenger RNA. Its product is annotated as GFA family protein. Gene Ontology annotation, molecular function: carbon-sulfur lyase activity. The record is from RefSeq and is a predicted model, not a curated record. Lineage: Eukaryota; Fungi; Ascomycota; Eurotiomycetes; Eurotiales; Aspergillaceae.